CUAAACUGACAAACGUUUCCAAAUAAACAGGAAUAUCUCAAAACAGCUGAAUGCUGCGAGAUACAACUGUAAAUAUAUUCGUUAAAGGGAAGAAUCUGGAGAUGAGUGAUCCAGAAUUAUCCAGAAUGAAAAAUGAGGAACAAAGAGGCCUGAUGGAAGUGAAAGUGGAAAGUGAAGAACUGAAUGUGCAGGAGACAUAUCAGUACCUGAAAACUCACAUUAUCGCUACUGAUGAAAAAACCUUGCGUCACUCACAGACUGAAGAUAAUUUCUCACAAAGCAGCACUGAAAGAACAGAAGUCCUAAAGCCUUUCAUCUGCCCUCAAUGUGGAAAGAGUUUUACACAUAAAGGACACCUUAAUGAUCAUAUGAAAAUUCAUACUGGAGAAAAGCCUUUCAUCUGCCUUCAGUGUGGAAAGAGUUUCAAACGCAAAAGAAAUCUUACUGCUCACUUCAUUACUCACAAUGAAGAAAAGCCCUUCGUCUGCCCUCGGUGUGGAAAGAGAUUCAAACGUAAAGAACAACUUAAUGAACACAUAUUAAUUCACGGUGGAGAGAAAGCAUUCGUCUGCCCGCAGUGUGGAAAGAGAUUCACACGUCAGAAACACCUUUGUGAUCACAUGAGAAUUCACACUGGAGAGGGCCUUUUCACCUGCCUUCAGUGUGGAAAGAAUUUCAUUCAUAAAGAACUCCUUGAUCAACACAAAAGAAUUCACACAGGAGAGAAACCUUUCAAUUGCCAUGAAUGUGGAAAGAGUUUCUCCUGGUCAAGCAGUCUCAGAAUGCAUCUGCUCCACGCUCACUCUGGAAUAAAGAGAUUUAAAUGUGAUCAGUGCAGUAAAAAAUUUGUUUUAGCAUCAUACCUAAAAAAACACAUGAAAGUUCAUACAAAUGAAAAACCUUUCUUGUGUUCUGUUUGUGGAAAGAGUUUUUUAUGGCGUGAAUGUUUUAAAGUGCACCAGAAAAUGCAUGCAGGUGUGAAAACUCAUGUGUGCUUUGUAUGUGGAAAUGCCUUUAUUACAGCCGGCUCCUUGAAAAAGCACCAAAGAGUCCAUACUGAAGAAAAUACUUAAAUUACAAGUGCUCACAUUGUAGAGAAAGUACACUAAAGCGGAAAGCUUGAAAGAUCAUGAAAUGGUCUAUAUCAGACAUGGGCAACAUACGGCCCGUGGGCCAUUUAUCAUAAAAGUGUGUUUUUUUUUUCUUGGAUAAUUCAGUUAACAUGCAUUGGGACCUAACGCAUCUCUACAAGCGUUUACAAGCUUAGGGUUGCCAGAUAAGAGAUGCAACACCCCCAGUUUGAGAUUUAUACUUGCGCAAAUUGGAAAUAUUCCGCCUAUUGUAAUACUUAUUUUGUGCAAUCUGGUAACCAUGCACGCGAGUGCGCUUUUUCUAUCUCGCUUUCCCCUUUGAACAAACUUAGCGAUCUGUAGUGCAAUAUUCUGCUCAAGGAAAAGUGUUAUACGGCUACUCUGUGUCCAUUCUUGAGGCUGUUUGUGAUGUUUGGUGCUACUAAUUUUGCAGGUAAACCUUCAGUGAUUAAAUUAAAUAUAACAGUAGAUCUCGGCAUCAUUGACAUGCAAGCAAAAGCAAGCGAGACAAAUAUGUAUAUGUGUUUUUUAUUUGUGCAAUUUAGAAAUGUUGAAGUCCCUUCACGCCUGUAUGUUAAUGUAACUCUUACAGUAAUCAUUUAUCAUAUUCAUGCUGCCUGUGUUAUUCAGUUGUGUGAUGAAAGUCAAACCAUCGAGGAGACCCACAUCAUCACCCUUUUAGCAUGUAAACUGGUAAUGUUUUAAACUCACCCACUUUGCGACAAAUAUUAAAGGUUUUUAUUAAAUGUAUUUUUUUUGUAGAGAUUCCACUAAUGUAGAGAUUGUUAAAUUGAAUAAUAAAUUAACAGGGAAGUAGAGAUGGUAAAAUACAUUUAUAAGCUCAGCCUUUAUUCAGUUUUUUAAUACCUGAUAGAAAAGUAUCUACCUUUGUAGAGCAGUUCAAUACUUUAGAAUAAUCUCACUAGUCACACUUCAGAAAAUUGAGUACGCAACUAUUUCUGGGCUUAAAAGAUACAACAAACAAAUCAAUGCAGAACAUUGUAUCUCAAAAGGAAUACAAUGUUCUGUAUCUCUUUUUUGUGUCAGCUGUGUAUUUUAGCAAAAAUGUUCACAACAUU
Molecule: messenger RNA, 2170 nt
Organism: Xyrauchen texanus (razorback sucker)
Lineage: Eukaryota; Metazoa; Chordata; Actinopteri; Cypriniformes; Catostomidae
Product: gastrula zinc finger protein XlCGF8.2DB-like
Exons: 2
Coding region: 51-1073 (340 amino acids)
Source: RefSeq, a predicted model, not a curated record